Molecule: messenger RNA, 1224 nt
Organism: Saccostrea echinata
Lineage: Eukaryota; Metazoa; Mollusca; Bivalvia; Ostreida; Ostreidae
Exons: 12
Coding region: 7-882 (291 amino acids)
Source: RefSeq, a predicted model, not a curated record
AAGAAAAUGAGGAAGAGGAAAAAGUCUGCAGCUAAGCCGGUGGAAGAAUAUUCAGUACAUAUUUCUGAUGAUUCUGACCUACCAGACAUCCCCUCAGAUAUUACAGAUCCAAAGUGUGACUCUAAUUUGAAAACAUCCACUCCAAAGAAAAGUGCAUGGUCUACUGCUACGGUUACCACUGAAGAUAAAAUACAGAAUUUCAAAUCCAUUCCAAAAGAAAGUGCAUGUUCUACUGCUACAGUUACAAAUGAAGAUAAAAUACAGAAUUUCAAAUCCAUUCCAAAAGAAAGUGCAUGUUCUACUGCUACGGUUACCAAUGACGAUAAAAUACAGAAUUUCAAAUCCAUUCCAAAAGAAAGUGCAUGUUCUACUGCUAUGGUUACCAAUGACGAUAAAAUACAGUUGAUGGAGUCACCUAAUUCAUAUUUUGAGCAAGGGCAGUCUCAUUUGUCACCUGAGAAAGAGAUCAUAGACCAGGAGAUAAAAAAGCUUUUUGAUCUCAUGGACAUGAAGAUAAAGAGAAAAAAGAUGGCUGAUGAUGCUGUCAUUUCCUAUCCUCGUAAAGAGGAUCGGAAAUUCAUUACCAUUAUUUAUGAAGAUCAUGGAGGGAUGUCUUUUACAAGACCGUUUUGUAAAGACGACACUCUGCAGAGUAUUUUCACAUAUAUAUGCAGGGAAGUAGAGGCAGAAAUCCUGCCACCUGUCUUCCACCUGGAGUGUGUGAAUCCACUGAAAUGUCUGGUUGAAGGUUGCAAACAUUGUUAUGAGCUGGAAGCCAGCCACCAUGAGUUUAUUUCUUCACUGCCAGAUGUAUUAAUUCUUAAAGAAGGGAACUUCUUAAUGGAUGAUACAAUGACCAAUUUUGGAAAUGUGCUCAUGUAAGGGACAGGACCUUCACCACCAAAACGUGUAUAUCUACACUAGCUCUAAUUAUCUCUACACAUGUAGUGUGUUGUUCAUCAUUAAAUACAUAUUGUUUCCAUAACUUUUAUGAUACAUGUAUUAUGUACAUUGAAAUGAAUAUUAUCAUGUACAUUAAAAGAAUUGCUCAAAGAAAAUUUAAAAGGAAAUCAUUUUAAGGUAAUUUGAAUGUUAGCCACAGAUCAGUUUCUCUUAUUUCUUUUUUAUUUGUCACAAUGGGUUAUCAUAAUUUCUUCUCCUUUAAUUGUUUUUACGUCUCUUCUUACUGGUAUUUAUAUGCAAUAGUUUUCCUUACAUGAAAGA